AAAGCUGCAGAAAUCAAAGAUUCUCAAAUUGAUAGAGUGGGAAAAGCAAAAGACAACUUGAUUGUCCUUCAAGCAGAACUUGACAAAAUAUUAGUGACUUGCAACAACGUUUUGGCCAUUGAAGAUACUUUAGAUAGGAAUUCCGUAAUUAAAGCUGGUCGAGAAACACGAGCUGCUGAGUUCCAACAUUUCUUUGAAAAUCUAAACGAAAAAUACAAAAGUGUUGAUGAAUCCUUCAAAGAAAAGGAAGAUCAUCUGAAGUCUUACUACAAACAACUAGAAUCCAAACUUAAUCUAACUGCGAAGCCUCAGCAAUUAUCUGCUUAGCAAUAUCUUCUUCUCUAGAAACGGAAGCCUUUCAUAAGACCUUUACAGAUGGGAUGCCUGGAAAAUUCUCAGAUCCAAUUUAAGGUCCCUGUGACGCUCCUCAGGGAAAUCAAACAGGAUCUCAAACUUGAGACCUUGGAGAAUGCACCCCCUGUCAUAAAAAAGGCUUUGGAGUGUCCAGCAAAGGGGAAAAUCGUUUAUCUGGAGGAUUUGUCAUGGAUGCAUUCCAGAGUAUCGAAUAAAGCAUGUUUCCAUGAGUGGAUAGCUCAGUGUACUAUUUUGCUACCAAGAUUGAAGGAGGAGCCAAGGAAUCCUGAGUUAGAGGCCCGAUGUCAGAAGCUGAAAGCUGACCAGGCUGAUCGAGAGUAUCGAAGAAUGAUAAUGAAUGUAGAUAGUUCAAGAAAACCAUUCACUGAUGACUCAAUCGGAUCUCAGAUUCGACAGAUGAAUUCCCAGUUGAUUGCUGUUGCACAGUUUGUGUUUUCUGUUGCUGCUGGAUUCUUAUUUGGUUUCGUUGGCAUUGAGCUCUUUGUUGGCGAGCAGGAUACAGGUUUCAGGUUGUUGCUGGGUGUGAUUUGUGCACUCAUAAUCGCCCUAGCAGAAAUAUACUUUUUGGCCCAGCAAUUAGCAGAUGUUGUCACUCCUCCUGCACCACUGGCCCCUCCAGGUUCAAAAAUUCAUCGAGACUAGGUAUUUAGGAAUAUGAAUUUUGAAUUUUCUGUUAUUUUCAUUAAAAAGCUAGUGGGAGGUUAAGUAUUACAUUUUCAAUUUUAAGUCGCAGUAUAUUAAGCCCUAUGUCUAAUCAAAGCAACAGCUGACAAAAGUCCCCUUGGCUCAAGACUCAGAAUUGUAUAAAGAGGGUUGCUGUAUCAGCAUAUACAGAUAUGACAAUCCUUUGAUUUCCAUGUCUCCGUAUCCGAUAUGGCCACCUGAAUUGGAUUUAAAUUGCAUUUAAAUUGGAACUUUGGACUCAAAUCGCCCCGUGUCACUCUACAUUUGAGGGCCUCUCCAGUAUUAGCCGGGCAUCCCAGGCCAUGCUGUAACCUGUAAAUUUUCAGCCUGACCAUUGCUUCAAGAACUCUCCUCCACUACAAGUUGUAGAGGGGAAAUGCCGAGAACUGCCCCUAUUGCUAAGAAAUAUUGUAGUUUUCAAAAAUCAAAUGAUGGUGGCAAAACAGAUCUUAUUGCAUCAUAAUUGGAGAUGAUUUUUCAUUAAUUUGAUAUACAUAUACAUCUAAAAUGAUAUACUAUACUCAAAUCUGGCCAGCUUACAGCUGUUGCUGAAAUAAAUGGAUAAAUAUGGUAAACUGGAAACUUGUACAUUCUAAUUAUUUUUUUAUUUAUUUAUUUUUUUUUUUUUAUCUCUCUUGAAGUGAUAUAUUUUUGUUAGAUAAUUUUAUUAUUCUCCUUUUCUUUUACCUUUUUUCUCUUAAUUCAUCUUUGUCAAGAACCUGUGUAAAAUAUGUUGUGUUGUUAUGUUUUAUUUUUUUUUUUACAUCCAAAAUAAGAAAUAUGUUCAAUAAUUUUAAACCGUAAUAAAAAUGAUUUCAGUUUUGUCUAAAAGUUAUGUCCAUCAUUUACUUUUGAUCUUUCAUUGAGGCAUUAGCUGAGAGAUGGGGAUGUAACUGCAAAAAGAAUGUUUCACGAAAAACUUUUUGUAUGCUUGUAUUGUGGACACCGCAAACUUAAUGCCAGGGAGAAACCUAAGUUUAGUGAUCUUUUGCAGCAUAAUUGCCUCCUUUGUAAUCCACCCAGUCAUUAUUGCAGUAAUUUUAAUUUCCCAUCAUAAUGCAUGAGUUUUACAGUACAAUUGUAUUUAAAUAUUAGGUAUGCUAUGAGCUCUUUUUCCACCAAACAAAUAACAGAACAUAAACAGAAAAUUGCAGAAGAACCUUUGCCACUUGAUUAAUGAAAAAACUUUAGAGAUCAGUAUGGACUGUCCUCAUCUAUCAUAAUAAUCUCAUGGGGGAUCAAGACAGUUUUAGGCUUGUCAGUAGAUAUUCAUCUGGUUAUGAGCUUGAAGUUUGUAAAUGCCCUGAGACGUUUAUGCAGUUUUUUGACACACCUCUCUAUGUCUCUUUUCAGCAUGCUUUAAAAAAACCUGAUCACAAAGAAAACUGGUCUAAACUGUAAAUAAUUUAUUCGAAAAAUUUGAGAUCUUUAAUACUAGACUUUGAAUGUACAGUGGAUAUCGGAUAUAACGACAUCGGUUAUAACGACAUAUCGGGCAUAACGACGUAAACUGGUUGGUCCCGGCUGAAAUCCCAUUCAUUCAAUGUAUUUAUGUAUCGGUUAUAACGACAUCGCAUACAACGACAUAUCGGUCAUAGCGACGGAGUUUUCGCGCCCCAACAGAUGUGGUGAUCGGUUAUAACGACCUGAGCGACAGCAACAGAGGCCGAAGAGGAGAGGAUCUCGUUUCCAGACGCCCUAGAAGCCAUCACAACUGUUCAAAAAUUCCUAAUUUUGAACUCAGAAUGGAACGAUUCCACUUUGUCACACUUUACGCUCAGCCCAUAGAGCGUUACAAAAAGGGUACGCAAACACGAUUGUGAAGCAAAAAGAAAUCACGGACUAUUAUUCAAAUUAGAAGUUUUAUACUUCUUCGGCAUUGCGCAUAUGUAUUGCAAACAUAAUGUAGUGUGUAGUGCAUGUAUUCUCAAUAUUAUAAAAUACCUUGUUUUUACAAAUUCAAACAAA
Molecule: messenger RNA, 3027 nt
Organism: Bemisia tabaci
Lineage: Eukaryota; Metazoa; Arthropoda; Insecta; Hemiptera; Aleyrodidae
Source: RefSeq, a predicted model, not a curated record